UUAGUCUUCUUUUUUAUCACCAAUAUUUUGACAUUUAACUUUCUACAUAACCUAAAAAUUGUACAAUUUUUCUAAGAAAGUUCUAGAAGGAAAACUCAGGAAAACCAAAAUAUUGCUUUGACUAGUAGAUUUUAUCAGUUGAUUGUAUCUAUAUGUUUUAAAGCUUUCAAACAUGUUCGGAGUAAUUGUCUCAGGUCGAUUAGUGCAAACUGAAUUUCAGCAGAUUAGCGUGACCCAAGUUGUUACAACCAUACCAGAUGCCGAUAAUAUUAACCAUAUAGUGGUGUUUUUAACAGGGACUACACCCUUUCCCGAAGGAACUGGAGGACAAGUGUAUUUUAGUUGGCCGGACCCCCAUGCCCCACCAAAUUGGCAAUUAUUGGGCUUCAUUUCCAACCAGAAACCCUCAGUGAUUUUCAAAAUAUCAGGUUUGAAGAAAUUGCAUGAAAUGGGCGAUUACUCGAACAUGAUGUUCGGAAUGAGUCACAUUGUUCACAAUGCUCAAAUCGGUAUAUCGAUAGAACCAUUAUCAAAUAUUCAAGACGUACCAUCGCCGAACAACAUCGAAAACAACGUCACGUUCGCGCAAAAAAUGUUAGAGAAUUUUAUGAACUAUAUAUUAAGUUACACUAUUACCCAGUCGAAUAUGGUACGGGAUCCUACGGCUACUUAUGUGCCGCUCUCUACCGUUCAAAAUUGGUACAUGAAUUUCGAGAGAAGACUGCAGCAAAAUCCAAAUUUUUGGAAAUAAUUUUUGUACAAUAUUGAUUCGUCUUCGUUUGUCAUAAGUUAUCGAAGAAGGGAGUAUUAAUGCAUUUCAAUAAUCGAACUGAAAUGAAUUUGAAUUAGUUUUGAUAUUAUAGAGGUCGUUUUAUAAGCAAAUAAUUAUAAGUAGUAGGUAUAUGGUUCUGAGGAAAAUAAUUUAUGUAUUAAUAUUUUCUUCAAACAUAAAGAUGGAUUUUAUAUUAGGCGGAUAUCAUUUAUAGUUAUUGUUCAAUUAACGCAUUUCGAAAUUGUUGAGAACAUUAUUUUUCAACAAGUUAUAAGAAAGGCCGUUGUAAAAUCCAUUUAACAUUACAUUGUUUCCACAUUCGUCAUUUAAAUACUUGAAAUAAUUCGCUUCGUACUAAUUUUUUUAUAAACGCUUCUCAUACAAUGUAACGAAUACUAUAAAAUUAUAUCGUGAAAUCACAUUAUUGUGAUAAACGGCUAUAAAAAUUACGAUGCGAUUCCCAUGGGAUCAAAGUUGUUAUAAUUUUAUUUUAAAUACAAAUUUUU
This is a messenger RNA of Phyllotreta striolata, 1278 nucleotides long. NCBI's taxonomy places the organism in Eukaryota, Metazoa, Arthropoda, Insecta, Coleoptera, Chrysomelidae. The record is from the annotation of a GenBank genome assembly.